Messenger RNA from Trichechus manatus latirostris (Florida manatee), 908 nucleotides. It is a transcript of the gene UBE2S, whose product is annotated as ubiquitin conjugating enzyme E2 S. NCBI's taxonomy places the organism in Eukaryota, Metazoa, Chordata, Mammalia, Sirenia, Trichechidae. The transcript has 3 exons. The coding region runs from base 272 to 757 and encodes 161 amino acids. The record is from RefSeq and is a predicted model, not a curated record.
CACAGUGUCAGGACCAGGGCAGCCACCGAAUUCUGGAUCCUGCAGGGGGUCCUGAUCUGCUGGCCGCUAACCCUCUUCCUUCCUUGCCCAGAACUCCAAUGUGGAGAACCUGCCCCCCCACAUCAUCCGCCUAGUGUACAAGGAGGUGACCACACUGACUGCCGACCCACCAGAUGGCAUCAAGGUCUUUCCCAAUGAGGAGGACCUCACCGACCUGCAGGUCACCAUCGAGGGCCCUGAGGGGACCCCCUAUGCCGGAGGCCUAUUCCGCAUGAAGCUUCUGCUGGGGAAGGACUUCCCUGCCUCUCCACCCAAGGGCUACUUCCUGACCAAGAUCUUCCACCCCAAUGUGGGUGCCAACGGCGAGAUAUGUGUCAACGUGCUCAAGAGGGACUGGACGGCGGAGCUGGGCAUCCGUCACGUGCUUCUGACCAUCAAGUGCCUGCUGAUCCACCCCAACCCUGAGUCUGCGCUCAACGAGGAGGCAGGCCGUCUGCUCCUAGAGAACUAUGAGGAGUAUGCGGCACGCGCCCGCCUGCUUACAGAGAUCCACGGUGGUGCCGGCGGGCCCAGCGGUGGGAGGGCUGAGGCUGGCCGGGCCUUGCCUGGUGCUUCUUCGGCCUCCACUGACCCCUUGGCCCCUGGGGGUCCAGGCGGGGCAGAGGGUCCCAUGGCCAAGAAGCACGCGGGCGAGCGCGAUAAGAAGUUGGCCGCCAAGAAAAAGACGGACAAGAAGCGGGCACUGCGGCGGCUGUAGUGGGUUCUCCCUGCCUUCCCCGUCCUCACCUGCACCCCCAACUCCUGUUCCUCUGCUCUGUCUCUAAGUUAUUUAAAUUAUGGCCGGGGUGGGGGAGGGUAUGGGGGGCACUGGGCCUGGACUUGUUUUUCUAAAUAAAGUUGGAAAAGCA